Penicillium macrosclerotiorum is the source of this 897-nucleotide messenger RNA. RefSeq names its product RTA1 domain-containing protein. The transcript has 3 exons. Bases 1 to 897 code for a protein of 298 amino acids. Lineage: Eukaryota; Fungi; Ascomycota; Eurotiomycetes; Eurotiales; Aspergillaceae. The record is from RefSeq and is a predicted model, not a curated record. Gene Ontology annotation, cellular component: membrane.
AUGAGCGUUACCAACGAUGAGGGCGCCAUCGACUUUGUGCUCUAUCGUUAUACACCAUCUAUUCCAGCGGCAGCAGUGUUCGUAGCUAUCUUCUUGUUUUUAGGCAUUGUUUAUACUAUCCGACUCAUUCAGACUCGCACCUACUAUUUUGUCCCUUUCCUCGUGGGUUUACUAUUUGAAUGUGCUGGAUAUAUCGCUCGCAUAUUUUCGCAUUUUGACACCAAGGCCCUUGGGCCAUAUAUCGUUCAAACCAUGCUGAUUCUGGUUGCACCGCCGUUGUUCGCUGCUUCAAUCUACAUGACACUGGGUAGAGUCAUCGUUGCACUUGAUGCCAGAAAAGCUUCAAUUGUGCCAGUUCGCUUUCUCACAAAGAUCUUUGUGGUGGGAGAUGUCAUUUCGUUUUUGCUACAAUGCGGAGGUGGAGGUUACAUGGCUGCCGGAACCCUCUCCGCUAUGACUACGGGUGCAAAUAUUGUCAUCAGUGGCCUUGCAAUCCAGCUUCUGUUCUUCGGACUUUUCGUCAUUGUAUCUGCCGUCUUCCACUGGCGUGUGAGGAUGCAGUCGGAAUACAAACCUGUUUCAUCUCCACAUGGUCAAGGACUACAAAAAUCCUUGGAACCCAUCAUGUGGGCGCUCUAUGUUGCAUGUAUCCUGAUUUUGGUGCGGUCCAUCUUUCGAGUGAUAGAAUUCGCUGAGGGGAAUGAUGGUUUUGUCAUGAAAAACGAAUAUUUUUUGUAUGUUUUUGACGCUUGCCUCAUGGCAUUGGCAGGAAUUACAUUAGCCGUGGUCUACCCCGGCUCAUUCUUGACUAAAGAGGGAAGCAAAAGGGACAGUGAUCUUCAACUCAUGUCAUCGGAGGAGACUUACCACCAAGCAGGGACUUAUCCAAGUGUAUAG